This is a messenger RNA of Geodia barretti, 1197 nucleotides long. Lineage: Eukaryota; Metazoa; Porifera; Demospongiae; Tetractinellida; Geodiidae. The record is from the annotation of a GenBank genome assembly.
AUGAGCCAGCCGCGGGCCUUUGUCAGCCGGAUGAUGCACCCCGACGCCAUCGCGCUGAUCGGGGAGGCCACGGAGAUGGAAGUGUGGCCCGACGACCCGCCACCCGCGCCAGAGAUGCUGCGGUCCAGGCUGGCCGACACGGAAGGGGUUCUCAUCAACAUAAUGGACCGGGUGGACACUGCGCUAUUAGACGCGGCCCCCAAGCUGCGCGUAAUCAGCCAGUUGGCAGCGGGACUGGACAAUGUUGAUUUCCCGGAGUGCACCCGGCGGGGCAUCCUGCUUGGCAGCACGCCGGGCAUCCUUUCCAAGGCAGGUCGCCGACCACGCAUUCGCCCUCCUGCUUUCGGCCGCGCGCCGAGUCGUCGAAAGCGACAAAGCAGCACCCUGGGCAUCGUCGGGCUCGGACAGAUUGGUCUGGAGAUGGCCCGGCGCGCCAGGGGGUUCGACAUGCGCAUCCUGUACCACUCGCGCAACCGCCGUCCCGACGCCGAGGAGGAGUACGGCCUGAGCUACGCAACGCUGGACGAUCUGCUGACCCAGCAGGAUGCGCUGCGGAAGAUGAAGUCCACGGCUAUCCUUGUCAACAUUUCAAGGGGCCCGGUCGUGGAUACGGACGCUAUUUGCACCGCACUGCGCGAGGGCUGGAUCGCAGGGGCUGGUUUGGACGUGGUCGAUCCGGAGCCAAUUCCCGACGACCACCCGCUGCUGUUCUUGGACAACGUGACCAUCACCCCACACAUCGGGAGCGCAUCCGUCCUGUCGAGACGGGCCAUGAGCAUCAUGGCGGCCCAGAACCUGAUCAACGGGCUGAACGGCCAGCGGCUGGUGCAUUGUGCCAACCCCGAGCUUUACGAGCGGCGUUACUUGAAGCAACUUCACAGGCAAUCCCAAUGCGGACGCCAGGACCUUGUCGGCCACACUGCCCAUCCACCAUCGGGCCAGGCCGGACCGCCCAUGGCUUGCCAUGGCGACGAGGGCGCUAGGUUCUUUACCAGCCUCUUCUACAAUCCCACCGACAGGAUCCCGGUGCGGUAUCGUUGUAUCGACAUCGAGACCUGUGCCCCGCAGACCAGCAGCGGUACUGUUCAGAUAUUCAAUCGCCUUUGCUUCCCUAACGCUGGCCGGCUCGAUCCACCUGCGGGUGGAGUAAAGAGACUGCGUAAUGGCAGGGCUAUCGGGCUCUACAGAAUGGAGUAA